Rhagoletis zephyria (snowberry fruit fly) is the source of this 3727-nucleotide messenger RNA. RefSeq lists its product as uncharacterized. The record is from RefSeq and is a predicted model, not a curated record. Gene Ontology annotation, molecular function: zinc ion binding. Lineage: Eukaryota; Metazoa; Arthropoda; Insecta; Diptera; Tephritidae.
UCAGGCGCGCUAGGUCGUAGGCGCAAAUCGACCCGACCGGUUUUUUUUUCGAAGAGAAACUUCAUAUCGCGUACGUUCGCGCAUGCGCUUCAAAUAUUUUUGUUUUGAUUAAAUAUAAAUACAAAUGUAUUAAUAAGAAAAACGUAAAAAAACGGUCUACUUCAGUUGUGCAUGCAUCGUUCGAUUUUGUUGUAGCGCAAAUACUCCAAUACAAUUGCACGUCGAUAUCUAAGUGUGUGUGUGAAUCCGGGGCACGUAAUUAGAACACGAUUUUGCGCGUCUUGCUGUUCGUGUAUCAGAAUAAUUGCCAUUGACAGUAAUUGUCUGACGUCCAAUCGAAGGCUGGCAGACGAGCGCCUAACUGACUAUUUCGGCCGCGUUGCAGCGAUCGAUUUGCAAUUAUUUACGUUUGGCCGCGUGCGCGAUUGAGAGUGCGUGGUUUUGCAAAAGAAUUUCUUGCAGUUUUCCUGUAACGCAGUAUCUGUUCUUGUUUUCUACUUGCAAAAGGCCAUGUAUUGAAAAUAGGCGUGCCACGCAGAGCGCAAAUGCUGCUCCAUUUUCGUUUGUGCGCGCUGAUUGCGGUGGUGCGCGUAAAUGAGCCGCAGUGUGGCGUGAAAUUGAUUUAUUAGUAGUGCAUGCAAUUUCUGUUAUUUUUCCUUUUUCCCUGACCACAUUUCAAAUUGAAAAUCAAAAACUAUUCUCCAACUCGUGCUUGAUUUAUUGACAACGGUAAAAAAUGUCGCACGCUCUGCAAGCAUUGCAUCCGAAAAAGGCAGCGCAACAAUAUUUGCCGCUACCCAAAACAUUGGGCCGCCGCGCCCAGUUGCUUGCCACGAAAAAUUGGUGGAAAAUCUGUUUUGUUUAUGGUCAUGAUCCGUCGAAAUUUUACCGUGAAAUUAGCUACGGCGCAAGCGAUACACAAGCGGUAGCGAACAAAGGCCCCAGAACAACAAAAAUUACUACAACUCCGACAACAAAUAAAGAUAAAAUCACUACCGCAUGUAAUCCGGAGGCUGCUGAUUCACUUCACUCCACAGCUUUGUCAUUGGACAGUGGCAGCGCAUCACAGCGUUCAUUGAGCUCAUUAAAUGAUGGCGCAAAAUUAUUUCCUCGCAACAUGCCGAGCAUAAGACGUAGUCGCAGGCGUGUAGGUAGCAAAAUGUCAGCGGGUGCUGCGAUUGAAGGCAGCGAAGAGUUGCCAGAGAUUGCGACAAAUAGCAGAGGCGGCGCGCGGAAAAAACAGUUAGCGGUUGCCAAGCAAGCAAUGCAAAAAACAAAUGUAUCUGGCGGCGGUGGUAUGUUGCACCGCGUCGAUAGCAGCUGCCACAAAUCGAGCGUCUCCAAAGUCACGAAGUUGACGCCACGAAAAUUGAAGGCGUCAAAUUGCGGCCAAAAGCGUCAACAUUGUCGCCGCACGCCAUUUACGGAGAACAGCGCAGCGGUUGGCGGAAGCGCGACGGCGGGGAGCCGGAGUGGUGAGCCGCGCAAUAAAAGCAACACAAACGCCGCAGAGAAGUCUACCGACAAUGACUGCAGCCGUAGCGCUAAGACCAGUAGCAAUGUUGCUAGUAAGCCCGCGCAGGCAUCCUGCGAGAGCAAGGCAUUAGGCGCGCUGCCGCAACAGCCGAAUACAGCCAAUGCGCGCUGUCCCAAGCAUGGAAAGCAAGCGCAAAGCGCUGAUAAGCAGCAACCACUUAAAGAGCAAUUCAGUAAUUUGCAUAUGCAGCAGCGACAUAAAAUUUCACAAAAACAAGAGCAUCCACAUGCGCUUCAACAUUUGGCAAAGCCGUUGAAAUUGUCGCUGCUGCCAAAUGACAUGGCACUCGAUGUCGGCGAGUUGUCGCAGACACGGUCAGUAGCCAGCGCGUCGUCGUGUAUCAAUGCCGAAACUGGAACCGUCACCGACCAUCACUUCUCUACACUGAACGCACAGCCCUCACCCUCCUCUGGCGCUUUGCUAACACAUUCACAGCAAUCCAGCCUCAUUAGCUACGACAUGAGUCGUUCCACUAGUCGCCUAAGUUGUUUCGAGUCAUUGCCAAAUCCGGGCGCACUCGCGGUAACAACAACAACAGGCCGAAAACAGGCGCUGGUAUGUCCAUCGAAUUCCGGCAGCAAACUAAGUCGCAGCCAAAAAAAGGAGCACCAACAACAGUACCACAGCCACCACCAUUUGGAUGACACAUUUCUGUCAUCGGGCAUCUCGUGCGGCGAUGGUGAAACGCAAUCUGAAGCAAGUUGUGGCUCACCAGUGCCGCGGCUGCUGGCAUCGAACAUUGCUGAUGAUGUAGAAGAGAAUGUGGAGGACGCUGAGGAUGCAUUAAUUGAGGCUGAGGUGGCACAGCUCACAGCCAAUUUGAGGCGCAAUGAAGAGGCGGCCAAGCGGCGUACGCCAGGAGAAGCAGCAACCACUAAAAUUGCGGCAGCAAGAGAUAAUAUGUGCGCAAAGCCAGUAGUUGAAGUGGUAGCUGCAGUAAGUGCAGCAGCUGUAGCAAAGAAAGUUACAACAAAUGAGGAAACAAUGUCAACAACUGCCACGCUAAAUGUUGCCGAUCUACGCAAUUUGAAAGUACGUCGCAAUCGCAAUGCUGUGUGGUUAGAUGGCGGCGGCGAUGGCUGCAGUGGCAAUGCAGCACCCAUACCCGACGACGCGCAGCUAAGUGACAUUGAAGAGCAGUUGGCGCGCAUGCCAGGGAACGAUCAAGUGGAUAUGAGUUGUGCGGUUGCAGGAAAAAUACCAGGAGAAUUGGAAGGUCACCGCAGCGCUGGGAUAAGUGAGGCAACGACAAUAGUAGUCUCAGCAGCAGUCAAAACAACAACUGCAGCUUCGUGCAAGCGACAAAAGCAUACACCCGCCUGUGCGCGUGAACCUCCACCUCGGCUGCAAUCGUCCUACACCUCAUUAACCCAUCAACAAUUGUUGCUUGAAGUCACCAUGCAACAACCGACCAACUAUUACACACAAACCGAAAGUGAAUUGCUGCAACUGGAAACGACUGGUGGAAAUUUACCCGAAUAUGAACAAUUGCAACCAGAAGCUGCGAUAUUGCAAACCCAAACAACAGACUAUUCAGCAGCACAACAACCACUAUCACAGCCACAGCAACCAUCACAAUCACAACGACAAACACUGCCUACAAUAACGACACUCAAUAAUUUGGAUAGUGCCACGCCCAAUUCUUCCACAGCCGCCACACCUACACCGACCACGGCCAGCAACUUGGAAGCAUCAUCGAGUAGCACCAGCAACGGUGGCGGCAGUAGCAACAGCACGACCCCGCAACAUUUUGUAGCACCGCUGCAACGACGCUGCCAGCCGCCGCCACCAACACUGCCACUCAGUUCGAUUUCAUCACCGCUGCGUGCGGCCAACUACAAGACGGCUGCCUACCAUCAGCACCAGCAUCAUCAGCAACAAUUGGAAUUCCAGCGAAAUUCACAGUCGGACGAUGAUAGCGGCUGUGCGCUGGAGGAGUACACUUGGGUGCCGCCAGGCUUGCGACCAGAUCAGGUCCGUUUAUAUUUCUCACAACUACCUGACGAUAAAGUACCGUACGUUAACAGUGCCGGCGAAAAGUAUCGCGUCAAGCAGUUACUGCAUCAAUUGCCGCCACAAGAUAACGAGGUGCGCUACUGUCAAUCACUAAGCGAUGAGGAGCGCAAGGAGCUGCGCAUAUUUUCGGCACAAAGAAAACGUGAAGCACUGGGACGUGGCGCCGUGCGUUUA